AUGAAACAGUCAGUAAUAAUAGGUUGGAAUGAACUACCUUCUAAUAGUGAUAGUGAUAUUGAUUCAAACAGUACAUCAAAUAGUGAAAGUAAAGAUAGUACCCAAAAAAGAAGGUUGGAUCCAAAAGAGCUAAUAAAUCCUCAAAAGCAUAAGGAAUAUUUUGCACCCGAUCCAUUUUCACAUGGAUCCGAAUUCUUGAGACCAGAAUUGUGUACAAAGAUGUCACGAUCCCCUUAUUUAGGAACCAUCACCAAAUCAGCUGAAUUCGAUUCAGGAGAAACCUUAAUUAUUAGUCAUUUAUUUCAUUUGCUUGUGGAAAACAAAAAAAACAAAAAAACUAAUCAGAGACCAUUAAUAACGCAUAACAUGUCAACUGAAUCUAAUGAUGAAGGAUCGUUGUAUCUUCAAAUCCCUGCUUCACCUUCAGAUGAAGCCAUAAAACUUCCUAGUUACAGAGUUGCAAGGCAAUUGGCUUUUGACAGAAUCAUUAACAAAAUAGGAAUGGGAAAAUUUCAAAAACAAUUGUUGGUCCAUCGCGUACGCGAAGCUACAGCAGUUUUACGCAAAAUUGCUAAAAUAAACGGAAAUUCUUUUGAAAUUAAAGACAAUGAGAUUCCAUCCACAACAGACAAUUCGAUUAAUUCUAAUUAUGUUGGAUCAUCUUCAAAUGAUAACUCCCAAUCCGUCGGGUGUUUGAGUGAUGAUGAAGAUACUGACGGCAAAACUUUAAUACGAGAGGUAUUAAGAGAUUAUCUGAUAUACUCUGUUUGUGGGAUUCCAGGAUCUUUAUUUGGAUCCUUCCUUAUUGAAACAACAUUAGGUCGCAAAGGUAGUAUGGCUCUAGCGACUUUUGGAACUUCACUGGCAGUAUUCUUGUUCUCUACUGUCCGUUCUCGUUCUGGUGAAGUCAUUUCUUCAGCUAUGGUCAGCUUUUUGGCAACCCUUAAUUAUGCUGUAAUAUAUGGGUACACUCCUGAAGUAUUUGAAGUUAAAUUAAGGGGUACUGCAAGGACUGUGAUCUCAGAAAACAGAACCGCAAAAAUUAACAUAAUACAUAGCACACCGAAAUCAG
This is a messenger RNA of Racocetra fulgida, 1072 nucleotides long. The record is from the annotation of a GenBank genome assembly. Lineage: Eukaryota; Fungi; Glomeromycota; Glomeromycetes; Diversisporales; Gigasporaceae.